Solea solea (common sole) is the source of this 3168-nucleotide messenger RNA. RefSeq names its product SRY-box transcription factor 11a (gene sox11a). NCBI's taxonomy places the organism in Eukaryota, Metazoa, Chordata, Actinopteri, Pleuronectiformes, Soleidae. The coding region runs from base 179 to 1297 and encodes 372 amino acids. Gene Ontology annotation, biological process: anatomical structure morphogenesis; positive regulation of transcription by RNA polymerase II; neuron differentiation. Gene Ontology annotation, molecular function: RNA polymerase II cis-regulatory region sequence-specific DNA binding; DNA-binding transcription activator activity, RNA polymerase II-specific. The record is from RefSeq and is a predicted model, not a curated record. The transcript has a single exon.
CAGUUUGUAACUCUGGAAAAAGAGUGCAGAGCUUGAGAGACACAUUUACGCAGGAGGACGUGGACGAACCCCGGCGCAAACGCAGAGUGCUGAGCGGUCUUGGGCAGUGUGCGUGGAGGCUGUUCGAGACACUGCAGCGUCCGGACACAGAAGUGACUCGGAACACGGGGGGGAAACAAUGGUGCAGCACACGGACAACAGCGAGACGGACGGGAGCAUGUCCAGGGAGGCUACCGACUCCGAGGAGAGUGAAUUUAUGGCAUGCAGCCCCGUGGCGAUAAACCCGGACUGGUGCAAGACCGCCACCGGUCACAUCAAGAGACCCAUGAAUGCAUUUAUGGUGUGGUCCAAAAUCGAGCGGAGGAAGAUCAUGGAGCAGUCGCCGGACAUGCACAACGCGGAGAUUUCCAAGCGCCUGGGGAAGCGGUGGAAGAUGCUGAAGGACAGCGAGAAGAUCCCGUUCAUCAGAGAAGCCGAGCGGCUGCGGCUAAAACACAUGGCCGACUACCCCGACUACAAGUACAGACCCAAGAAAAAACCAAAGCUCGACUCCUCGACGAAAUCCGCCGCGCCGUCUCCGGAGAAGUGCGGCAAAAUCGCAAAGAACCCCAGCAAGAAGUGCUCAAAGAUAAAGAGCAAGAGCGGCUCCAAGUCCUCGCACGGCGGCUACAGCAGCGAGGACUGCGUGUUCCCCAGCUUAAAAGUUGCAAAGACUGUGAAAAGUGAGCUCACCGACGAGGAGGACGACGACGACUACGAAGAGGACUACCGGAUGGGGAUUAAGACCGGGGACGAGGAGCGACUGAGGCCGUACAAUGUAGCCAAAGUUCCCGCGAGUCCAACUUUGAGCUCCUCGGCGGAGUCCGAGGGGACGAGCAUGUACGAAGAGGUGCGGAACACCAAUAACAGACUCUUUUACAAUAUCAAAAACAUUACCAAGCAGAGCGCAUUGCACGCUGCUUCUGUCUCACCAGCAUCCUCCAGGUCGGUCUCCACAUCCUCCUCCUCCUCUUCUUCCUCCAGCAGCAGCAGCAGCUCCUCUUCCGGAGAGGACGCGGACGAUUUGCUGUUUGACUUUAGUUUGAAUUUCGCCCCCAGCGUCCCAGGCUCCGAGCUGGGCAACCCCAAUUCAGGAAACCUCUCCCUGUCUCUUGUGGAUAAGGACCUGGACUCUUUCAGUGAGGGCAGCCUGGGCUCUCACUUUGAAUUCCCAGACUAUUGCACGCCAGAACUCAGUGAGAUGAUUGCCGGGGACUGGCUGGAGGCGAACUUUUCCGACCUGGUCUUCACAUACUGAAUUAAGAGAGAGAGGAAAGAGAGAGAGAGAGAGAGGGGGGAAAAGUUCCUCUUGUAAUAACAGAGAGAAGGGAGCAAUGAAAUUAUACAUGUGUCCUGGUCAAGUUGUCCUGAGUCCUGCCUCCUGUGGGUUUUUUUUUCUGAAGUGUCCUGGAGGAAGGUGGACGACCAGGAGGCGAGGUGAGGUUUGAGGAAUGAGAUGCUUAUGAAGCUGGUAGCAAAAAACAACAACAACAACAACAACAACAGCAGCAGCAAAACAGCAAAAGUCUGCAGACUUUUUUUCUGGCAGCAGCAUGACAGGGUUUUAUGGAUUUUUCCCCUCGCCGGUCUGAAUUCACUGCUCAGCUGAAACAGACCACAAAAGGGAAAAACAUGUGAACUUCUAUGCAUCUUAUCCUCUUCAAACAAACAAACAAACAAACAAAAAAUAAAAUCAAAACUGCAGGGAGCUGAAAACGGACUGUGUGGACUGACUCGAAGCAAAUCUGUGAACUGACAAAAAAAAAAUUGUUCAGGACGUUCCUUUACAACGGUUUAUGUAAUUUCUAAAUGCCGCAAAUGUUUGUUUCUUUUUUGUAACUGUUUAUCCGUUUACCUCCUGGUUUUGGUAAAGUACGCAGCCUAAACCUCUGCAGACUACAGGUGUGGAGGGGAAACAUUUUGAUACAUAACAGACCUCAUCUUUUUAAAAGAAAAGUAAGAUAUUUUCAGGCAUAUUUUUGUACAGUUAAACAAAGGGAAUGUUCUUACUGUGCUUUUCAGUGAGUUUCAGGCACUUCGUCCCUUUAUCAUUUGUUUCUAGCAUGCAAGGGAGUCCUGGUUUUAAGGAUUAAGUUAAAUUAAGACUUGCAUCAAAAAUGCCUUGUGAUUUUAAACUAGGUUUUUGUACAGUUGUAGAGCAGAUUUGUUGAGUAUUUGUAGACGAUACAAUGGCAUCAUGGGGAACACAUACCUCAGAGCUGGAACUAGUUUCAAGAUUGUAUAUGUACUGUAAUAUAGUAAAGUUAGGAGUUUAUGUAUAUCAUACUCGUGAUAUGUGGAUGGGUCCCGAUCGCAGGUGUGAAACUGGAUUUUGGUAUUUUUUAUGGCACAUACUGUUUUUUCCCCCCUCUCAUUUUUUGUGCAAUAUAUACUCUUAAGAUACAGACCAUCAUACAAUUGUAGCAAGUGAUGGAGAAACAGACUUGUGCACUGUCAACAUCAUUUCAUGUUAUGAUGCUGAAAAGCCUGUCUAGGCAGAAAAAUGGAAAAGAGAAAAUAAACAAAUCAGCUGGAACUGAUACAAAACAGUAAAUAUGGCCUCAUGGUGUGAUGCAUACUUUAUACACUGACAAAUAUAAAACAAAUUUGAAUGUUGUUCGACACAUUGGAUUGGGUUGUGGGCACAAUUGAUACCAAAACAGUUCGGAAUCUGACUGGAAAUUUUUGGGGGAGAACGAGUUCUGCAAAAAAAAAAAGAAGGAAGAAAAAAAAAAGGGGGGGGGAGGGCAUCGUCUGAUUGAGUGGUGGUCUGGCAUUAGGUUCACAGGCAAGCAAAAAAAGAACAUUCCAUAGCCCUGUUUCAUGAAAUGAAACUUUAUUUUAAAAACUGAAGACUGCCUUCUUUUCUUAAAAAAAAAACAUUAACCAUAAACCUGUAUUUUUUAUUUCUUGCACUUAAAAAAAAGCAGAUAUUGUUUAUUUUUAUGUGGGUCUUACAUAUGAAGUCUGUUUGAUAACAAAAAAAAAAAAAGGAAAAAAGGUUUUGGGAUAUGACCUAAUUAUAUGCCAAGACGUUUUGUUUGGGGAGUUCUAGGCAGUAGUUACUUCACAUUCCAAGUGUGAACCCUGUCUCUGACUCAUCUUUUAAUAAAUAAGUACCUACCACCA